AAAUACUAGAAGAUGUGUUUUGAUUGUUAUUUCUUUGUUUGUUUCUCAUGAUUCCAUAUUUUUUUUCCUCAGAAUGGAGUGAUUCCAUAUAUAUUUUCCUUACAUAUGCUCUAUAAAAGUAAUAUUUACUGAUCACCACAAUGUUUUUUUAUUCAUUUCUUUUAGUGUUUCUGAAUGCUAAAGAGUUGCACUUUUGAACUAAUUCAUUGUUUUGUCAAGCUUUUUAUCUGAGUUUGUUUUACAUGAUAAUAUGUCUGAGUGAGUGCUCGUAUCAUGAGACUGGUGAUUCUAUACUUUUUGCUAGGAGUUGUAUACCGCGAGGGAUGAGCUGAGUCAACACCUUUCCCGUUAAACUUGUCAGGCGAUAGCUGACGAAGCAUCCCUGUCAGAAAAAAAAAACUUCCAUUAAAGCUAACGUCUAUUUGAUUUUCUCAUGCAAAUGAAUAUUUUUCUACUGUUCUGAUUUUGUUGCAAUACCGCACAACUGAAUGAUGUCAUCAGAUUGUAACCUCCAUAUUUAUUGGACAAAUAAACCACUGAUUUUUCUCCACCUGUGUGCAAUGACGCGCUGCCAAAACAGUCACGUGAGCGUCUCGUUAGCAUCUGGCCGCUAACAGGCCACCAGGCGUCGGGGUGGACGUCAGCGAGAAAACGUCGCGCGCGCGCGUGUUGCAGCAGGUGACGAGCAAAGCUGAGAGAGAUGCGCCGGAAACCCGAGCACUUUCAUCACGAAAACUCGACUGUCGGUAAAGACUUCUACGCGGACAAGAGGGAAGUUGGUUUUUAUUUCAUCGUCGUCAAAUGGACCUCAUCAGAUUGACUUGAGGUAUUUUUUAUGCUUUUCGUUCUUUCUAAUGAUGGCGAAAAGGUCCGGCGUCUUUUAUUGUGAAGGCGAGCGGGUGUUUGCUCCCGCGUGUGACGAAGGCGCUGCGCCUUGACGCAGCGAGACGGGUGGCGUCUGCUCGCUGCUCUUCUUUUUGCUUUUUCUCCUGCUGCUGCUCGGUGGCGGCAGCAGGUGCCGCCGCCACGUCAUCGUCAUCAUCCUUUCUCCACCGGAAGAGGAGACACGAGACCUGCCGAGGCUUCGGUCCUGUUCAGCAUCCCGCGGAUCUGAGAAUGCUUGGCGUCUGACAAAAUGAGCGUGACGUCAUGGUUCCUGGUGAGUGGCUCGGGCACACGUCACCGCCUGCCCAAGGAGAUGAUCUUUGUGGGCCGCGAGGACUGCGAGCUGAUGCUACAGUCUCGCAGCGUGGACAAGCAGCACGCCGUCAUCAACUACAACGCCACCACCGACCAACACCUGGUCAAAGACUUGGGCAGUUUAAAUGGGACGUUCGUCAACGACCUGAGGAUUCCCGACCAGACGUACAUGACGCUCAAAGUCUCCGACAUCCUCCGCUUCGGAUAUGAUUCGCACGUCUACGUUCUGGAGAAGAGUCAACAUAAAGUCCCCGAAGAGGCACUCAAGCACGAGAAGUACACCAGUCAGUUGCAGAUCAGCUUGAAGCCAUCUCAGACGAAGAAGGAUGAGCUCGAGAAGAACACCGUUAACAAGAUUACGAUACAAGAUGUUCCGGUUCCACGGCCCACUCCGCUGUACGGCCAGCCGUCUUGGUGGGGAGAGGAGGAUUGCGGCAGUCGGACGGCCGGCCGAGAUGAGCCUCAGAAAGAAGAGCCUCGUACGGAAGCGCAGAAAGAAUCGGAUACCGAUUUCCCCGAAUGUCUCUCCGGUCCCCGAAACAAGAGCGUAUUCCCGGCGUACAGACGCGAGGCCGACUACUUUGAGAUUCCCACCAAGGACUCGCGACUCCCUGAGGCCGUGGAGGCGGAGCUACAAGAGAUCCCCACUAAGGACACGCCCCCCACCCCCGGCGAGACCCCGCCCGCCAUCCAGAGCCACGCCUCCUUCACCAUUGAGUUUGACGAAUGCGCACCGGGCAAGAUCAAAAUCAAAGACCACGUGACCAAAUUCUCCUCCCGCCACGGGAAGACGGCACCCCCUGUCAAGGCCGCGCCCGCGAUGUCUUCACAGAGCAAAGUGGCCGAUUGGUUGGUUCGCGGUGACCUGGGCGUGAUGAGGAUGCGCCCCGUCUGCGACGACGUUUACAGCACAAAGAGCGACCUCGCCAUUAACGUCAAGUCGUCGAAAGGUCAUCACCACGACGACGGAACCCAAAGCGACUCCGAGGAUCCCACGCUGAAAAGCGGGAGGAGUAAAUCCCGCCGUCCCGAGGCGACCUCGCCGGCGGCCCCGGAACCCGAACCGUGCCGGAGCCCCCCUCGGGCACCGUCCCCCGUCGCGGACCCGUCGCCCGAGCGGGUUCCUUCCGAGCGCCUGAGCCAGCGAGCCUUCGUCAUCGAGUUUUUUGACGACAACCCUCGCAAGAAGCGCUCGCAGUCGUUCACUCACAACCCAGCCCACGCCGAUUCGUAUUCCGCCCUCAAGACCAAGCCGCGCAGAGGCGGCGAGCGACCGGCGUCCGUUCACGGCCACGUAGCUCCCACCCAGCAGGUGACGGUGCCGCUCAAAGGUCCCGGCGGCGGCGGGGCCCCUCAGAGAUCCGCUUCCCUGAAGCGGGAACACGCGGACGCGGAGACCUCUCGCUCCACUUCGGCCAUCUCGGUCCGUCCUUACGGCAGCGUCGGGAAGGAAUCCAAACUGGCUCGGGAGUUUGCCGUGGAAUUCUUAAAAGAUUCUAGUCCGGACUCGUUGCCUACCAGGGAGCGGAUGUCGUCUCCGCCGGCGUCGGCACCGCCGGUGAUGGUGCGGCCUCCUCCUUCGCCGCCGCAACCUUCCACCCCGCCCGUGACCGCACCCCCCGCCUUACCGCCCCUGAGCUUUCCCGGAGGAGAACCCGAAGGUCGUCAGAAGCCGUCGAGGAACGAGGAGGACGACAGCGUGAGCGAGGCCGGCACUUACACCAUUGACACCGAGGCUCACGACCGGGAAGUGGAAGACGCUCGCAACAUGAUCGACCAGGUCUUCGGAGUCCUGGACUCUCCGGAGUACGGCGGGCAGAGUCCGGGGACCCCCAGACCCGUGAUCGACGAAGGCCGGGACGAACGUGCCGAUGUCGCUAGCUGUUGCGCGAUGUUGCACGACUUUAGUCUAGCCAGUGGUGGCGUACCCGCGACCAGCUCCAUACAGCCUCCAGGUCCGGAAGGACCAAAGUGGGUUUCCCGUUGGGCCAGUCUAGCAGAUAGUUGUGGUGCCACUCCGACACAAGAAGACUCGCAGGUGCCGGUACGGCCGAGCGAAGGUCACGGCCACGACCUCUCGGAGUCAGAGUCCGGCCACGGCUCCAGAACCAGAAGGCUCCUGCCUCAGGUGCCCCCCGAAAAGCCGGACGGUGCCCUCCUCGUAUGCCGGGAAGACCGUUCGGACGGUGCCCCGCCACGCCGACGGGAGUCCGCGCGGUGCUUGACAGUUCAGGAUGAACUGGAGCCAGACAGUCUGAGUGACGCCAGCCGCUCAGAAGACGGGCCCGUUUUAAAGAACCGUCGGGCCGCUUUGAAAACUUUGGCUCCUUCCGAGGGUCCGGAGAAAUUGUCCUCCUCUUGCAAAUCCGCCAUUUUCUACAUCGGUUCUGAAGAAAAUCCAACCAAAGCAGACUCAAGCCGGCCUGAAUUUCGGGCCAAAACUCCGCCGACCGCCGUCCUGAUCCGCCAGCUCGGCGCCCGCGAGCCGCGAAAGGGUGGCAUUAAAGCCAACAGCUCGGCGCCGGACCUCCGAACCUCGCGGGACAAAGACGCCUCGUCCCUCAUACGGCGAGAAAGUUUCACCAAAGCGGGGCCGAGUGACAACGUCCGAGUCGAGAAGCUUCCUCAAAUUUCCGCAGAACGGGCGCCGGGGUACCCGGCUCCCGGCGCCGAGAAAGGCGGCCACGUUGACGACUCGCUAUCCGGAGAGUCGGACGUGGACACGGCCAGCACAGUCAGUCAGGUGAGCGGCAAAAAUGCCUCCGUGGCUAAGAAAGGGCCCGACGGCGCACUCCGGAAGGACGAGAGCCCCUCGGCUCGGCAGAAGGGACGGCAGCCCUCGGCCCGCGAGCGACUUUCGGAGAAACGGCGAAAGCGGACUCCCGCCGACGAGCGCGUUCAGACGCGUCGCGGUGUUGGCCGCGCCUCUAUGGACGCGUCCUCCGAAAGCCGGUCGGGUAAAAAGCCCGGCUCCCGGCUUCAAAAAGAGGAGCGCGUCAAGACGGCCGAGGCGCAGGUUCUGACUCGCUCCAACAGCUUGUCCGCGCCGCGCCCCACCCGAGCGUCCAUGCUGCGACGAGCGCGUCUGGGAGAAGCCUCGGAUAACGAAGGCGCAGAGACCGACCGGGCCUCCCAAAGUUCGGACCACGCCGCAGCCUCCAAAGAGACCAAGAAACUGUCCAGGCUGGACAUCUUGGCGCUGCCGAGGAGGAGGACUGGUUCUUUGGCAGCCUCCGGCGACGACGCCACAUCUUCCGCCAGCCGCGGCGCCUUCCCCGAUCGCAAAAAGUCUUCAGCCGACGAGGCCCGAGCGGCCGCCAGCAGAGCUGCGGGGAAGAACGCGCUCAGCCGAGCCAAGUACCCAAACAGCGGCAUCCAUCCCAAGCGCAAGAACUCCAAUUUUUCCUCUUCAUCUGACGAAGACUACAAAAGUGACGUCGCCAAAGCCAAACGCUCGGCUGGGACCCUUCGGAGCGAUGGGACGCCCGCCGGCCGCUCCAAAUCCGUCUCCGCGGAGACUGAGGAAGACGACGACCGCAGCGACCCUUACCAGAACUGGUCCACGCACAGUGCCGAGAUCGCAAAGCUGAGUCACGACUUGGCCAAAGACUUGGCCAUCUUAGCCAGAGAAAUCCAUGACGUGGCCGGAGACGGGGACUGCCCGGCCGCCGACGCCGCACCCGGUUCCGCGCCGGACACGUCGGCCUCAGCCAUGUCUGCCAGCGAAGAGGACACCCAGCUGUUGAGUCCGCUGCGUCACCUGUCGCACGCCAUCCGGGACAAUACGGAGCAGCUGGCCGCCAAACUCAAGAUGCUGUUCCACAACAAAGCGGAAGCGUGGGAGGAGAUCGACAAGAAGAUCAAGACGGACACCCAGCCGACGGGGACGUCUAAUAAGGAGAUCACGUCCAUUGUGGCGGAACUUCGCCGAGUCCAAAAGCAGCUGGAAGUCAUCAACCGGGUAGUGGAUCCCGCCGGGAACCCGCAAGCCCCAGCCCCUGGUCUUCGGACCUCCUCCAAGGAGAAGAAACAAAAUGGCGUCUCUCCCAAAACUCGCCGUCACGUGCCCUGACGCCGGAGCUCUUCCUAAUAGAAAAGUAGCCAGAGGACGUCGCCGUUGAGCUCCGGCGCACCCCUCCGCCGACGUUCAUCGAAUGUGUUUAUUGUGCCGAACCGAUCGAUCGACGCUUCCACGUUUGGUGUUUGUGUUGUCGUCCUGGGCUGCCCUCCCGGCGUCCUGUCAUCGCAGUUAGCGUGUCGCCAGAAAACGAAAUGAAUGUUCAUCGAUGUCAUUCAAGCGAAAU
This is a messenger RNA of Corythoichthys intestinalis (scribbled pipefish), 5504 nucleotides long. It is a transcript of the gene cep170bb, whose product is annotated as centrosomal protein 170Bb. The transcript is spliced from 18 exons. Gene Ontology annotation, molecular function: protein binding. Lineage: Eukaryota; Metazoa; Chordata; Actinopteri; Syngnathiformes; Syngnathidae. Bases 1136 to 5272 code for a protein of 1378 amino acids. The record is from RefSeq and is a predicted model, not a curated record.